AUGGGGCAGAUCGAAAAAGACGCGUUUUGGGUAGCUCAGCUAGGACUUGUGUCUCUGUGUUAUGAGUUUGGUUCUUUUCCUAAGAAUCUGAUUCCUCCUUGUAUUCAUUCGAUGGGACGAGAAGAAAGAGCCCCAGUACACGACCCAGCAAGAGGAUUCGACAUUGAUUUCACACAGUUCCGCUCUGUUUUCAAUUACCGGCCUGUUAAUUUAGACUGUAACGAGUAUGCUAUGGAACCAGAAACCACCAGAGAGUUACUCAAGAGGCUUUCUAAAAACUCCCUAAAGAAGUACAACAAUGAAUGGUUUACAAAAUAUGAGUUUCUCAAGGUUGUCAAAGCCAAUUAUUACAUGUGUUCUGGUGUAAUGUUUUUCAUCACCUUUGAGGUUAGAGAUCCUUACGACAACCUGCCCAAGCUCUUCCAAACUAGGGUCCGCGAUUAUUUUGGGGUUAAGGAAUUCCACAUAUUAUGCAGACCAAAACCCAAUCAAGCAGUCAAAUGCGUUGGAACUGUCAAGUCCCCAAAAAGGUACCUAGACCAGUUGAUGCAUCUCUUCCCUUACUCUUCUUGUUCGAAUCAUAUUGGCAUAGGAUGCUUAUGCGGUAUCCAUUGGCUAUGUGGUGAGCACAAGUAG
This is a messenger RNA of Capsella rubella, 636 nucleotides long. RefSeq lists its product as uncharacterized. NCBI's taxonomy places the organism in Eukaryota, Viridiplantae, Streptophyta, Magnoliopsida, Brassicales, Brassicaceae. The record is from RefSeq and is a predicted model, not a curated record.